Messenger RNA from Geodia barretti, 1716 nucleotides. Lineage: Eukaryota; Metazoa; Porifera; Demospongiae; Tetractinellida; Geodiidae. The record is from the annotation of a GenBank genome assembly.
AUGCCCGCCAAAUUGCUGAUUGCCAACCGCGGGGAGAUCGCCGUCCGCAUCCUACGCGCCGCCGCGGAACUCGGCAUGCGCACGGUGGCGGUGUUUUCGCAGGACGACGCCGAAUCGCUGCACCGGCGCUCGGCGGACGAGUCAUGCGCCCUGGCCAAGGCCGGAGCCGCCGCCUAUCUGGACAUCGACGCCAUCCUGCGGGCGGCCAAGGAUACCGGCUGCGACGCCAUCCAUCCCGGCUACGGCUUUCUGAGCGAGAACGCCGACUUCGCCCGCCGCUGCGCCGACGCCAAUCUCACCUUUGUCGGGCCGCGCCCCGAAGUGCUGGCGCUGUUCAGCGACAAAGCCGAAGCCCGCGCCCUGGCCGAGCGGCUCGGCGCCGCCGACUUCUUCAACGCCCUGCCAGCCACCGGCGCCAUGCUCAUCAAGGCCAUCGGCGGUGGCGGCGGGCGCGGCAUGCGCGUGGUGCAGCGCCGCGAGGAGUUGAAAGACGCCUACGCGCGCUGCCAAUCCGAGGCGCGGGCGGCGUUCGGCAAUGGCGAUGUGUACGUCGAGCAGUUCUUACCGCGCGCCCGGCACGUCGAGGUGCAGAUCGUCGGCGACGGCUCGGGAGCGGUCAGCCACCUGGGCGAGCGCGAUUGCAGCAUCCAGCGCCGCCACCAAAAACUCGUCGAAAUCGCCCCGGCGCCCGGCUUGCCCGACGGCCUGCGCCAGCGCCUCGCCACCGCGGCCACCACCCUGGCGUCGUCGGUGCGCUAUGACAACAUCGGCACCUUCGAGUUUCUGGUCGACGCCAGUACACUGAGCGCCGGGUCGCCGUUCGCCUUCAUCGAGGCGAAUCCGCGCUUGCAAGUGGAACACACGGUGACCGAGGAGGUGUACGGGGUCGAUCUGGUGGCCAUCCAACUUGAGCUGGCGGGCGGCCGCAGCCUCGCCGCCCUGGGUCUGCUGCAGGCCGACGUGCCGGCGCCGCGCGGCGUCGCCAUCCAGGCGCGCAUCAACAUGGAGACGAUGCAGGCGGACGGCGCCGCGCGGCCGUCCAGCGGCACCCUGAGCGCCUUUGUUCCCGCCUGCGGGCCGGGUAUUCGGGUCGAUACGUUCGGAUACGCCGGUUACACGCCCAGCGGGCGCUUCGACGCACUGCUGGCCAAGCUCAUCGCCUGCCACCCCUCGGGCCGCUUCGAAUACGCCGUCAGCCGCCUGCAACGCGCCUUGGCGGAGUUUUACGUCGCCGGGGUGGCGGUGAACAUCCCGUUUCUGCAACGGUUGGUGCAGCACCCGGCGUUUCGGAAUGCCGCCUUUCAUACCCGGUUCCUUGACGACCACUUGGCCGAACUCGUCGUGCCGGACGACCGUGCCUCGGUUGCUCCCGCGUCGUCAAGCACGCCGACCGAACCCGUCGCCGCGCGCGAGCAGCCUUCUCCCCCGCCAGUAGAGCCCCCUGAACCGAAACCCGCCGCACAGUCGCCGCGCCGGAUUGACAAGCCCCACGGCACUGUCCCCGUCGCGUCGCCCUUGCAAGGCACCAUCGUCAGCGUCGAGGUGCGCGAGGGCGCCACCGUACGGACCGGACAACUUCUGGUCGUGGUGGAAUCCAUGAAGAUGGAGCACGAGGUCCACGCCAACGUGGAAGGCGUCGUGCGCCGUGUCGUCGUGGACGAGGGGGGUGUCAUCAACGCGGGAGAGCCGCUGUUGUUCGUGGAAGCCGCGGCGUAG